Branchiostoma floridae (Florida lancelet) is the source of this 3729-nucleotide messenger RNA. RefSeq lists its product as uncharacterized. NCBI's taxonomy places the organism in Eukaryota, Metazoa, Chordata, Leptocardii, Amphioxiformes, Branchiostomatidae. The record is from RefSeq and is a predicted model, not a curated record. Gene Ontology annotation, cellular component: membrane. The coding region runs from base 43 to 3729 and encodes 1228 amino acids. Gene Ontology annotation, molecular function: protein binding; calcium ion binding. The transcript is spliced from 26 exons.
GCGAGGUUCCAUGCAGAUGGUCCAAGAUAGACGGCGUCUAUAAUGAAGGCGUUAAUGCUUGUCAUGGUCGGACUGUUGACGACUGUUAACGCUAUAGAUACAGACGAAUGUGGCAACACCUGUCACAGCAGCGCCACCUGCAAAAACACGGACGGGUCCUACAACUGCAGCUGCAACCCUGGUUUCCAUGGAAACGGCACGUAUUGUUCAGAUAUUGACGAAUGCCUGAACAGCACCUGGAAUGACUGUCACGUGAAAGCCACGUGCCUGAACACUGAGGGGUCCUUCAACUGCAGCUGUGGGAACGGUUUCUAUGGUAACGGGACGUUCUGUCAAGAUACAGACGAGUGUGCCGACCUGACACACAACUGUCACAGCAGCGCCACCUGCUACAACACGGACGGAUCCUACAACUGCAGCUGUAACCCUGGUUUCGAUGGGAACGGCACGUACUGCUCAGAAAUCUGCGCCAGCGGAUGGAGGUAUUAUGAAGACUCGUGUUACCUGCUAUCUACAAGUCUACAGGGGGCCUACUCCCGCCAAGGGCACGAGUCCAUAACCUGGGAACAAGCUCGGGUCACGUGCCAAGCCCUCCAAGGAGACCUCGCCAUAGUGCCGACCGCUGCUGAACAGGAAUGGAUCGCAAAACAGGCUACCGUGGACCUAGACCUCUGGGUUGGCGCCAACAACAUACAAGUUUGGAUUGACGGCACAAACAUGACCGAGAAUAGCGUAACACCAUACCGUACUGGUCAGUGCAUUGUGAUCGGCACUGGCGGGUUGAAAGGGAUGGACUGUAACGACAAGACGAUCUACAUGUGUGAACGUCCAACGGAUCCGUCUCCAUACAGAACUCUUGGAUGCUGGGCGGACCCUGACGGAUUGGCCAUACCAUCUCUACAGGAUCAUGACAUCAUCGGAGACCACAGCGCAGUGGAUAAGUGCUACCAGGCUGCACAGAGGAACGCUUACCGCGUUUUCGGUCUCCAAGAUGGCGGCCUCUGUAGCUCGUCUGACGUCGCGCAUCUGACGUACCAGACCUACGGGCGGUCAGCUGACUGUGGACUGGACGGGGAGGGCGGGGUCGGAGCGAAGCACGUCUAUAAAGACAUAGGUGGCUCCUCUGCUGACUGUGACUUUGACAUCAACAUCUGCCAGUACACGCAAGUCACUACUGACGCCAUGGACUGGCAGCACAUAUCAGGUCCGACCGUGUCAGCAUCGACUGGGCCUUCAGCCGACAGCACCACUGGAUUCGGAUCGUACAUCUACAUUGAGGCAUCGGAUACUGUAGAGAAUGACGUGGCUCGUCUUGAGUGCGAAGUGAUCCCGGAUGGAGCCCACGUGAAGAGCUGCCUGUCCUGGCACUACCACAUGUACGGCUCGGGGACAGGGACGCUGCGAGUACUCGUCAAACAGGGUAUGGAGAGGGAAGUAUGGCACCAGUCUGGGGAUCAAGGCAACCAGUGGUACACUAUGGCGGUCACCUUACGCACCGCUGCUCCUUUACAGAUCGUGUUCGAGGGUACUCGGGGGAGUAGUGACUUGGGUGAUAUCGCACUUGAUGACGUGGCGUUGACGGCUGGAGCUUGUAAAGAUUGUCAGGAGGUUCCUACCCAGCUGGAGUUCUGUAAAACCGUCAAUGGUUACUCCCGCAUCUACUUGCCAAACGUGUACGGCCACUCGACGAUGGACGAAGUGCUCGCUUCCGACGAGUACAAGGUCACACUGUCUCUCAGCAACGACCGCAACGCAACGUGUCAUCCUAGCGGACUGGCGUUUGCGUGUUUUCUAUUGGCACCGAUGUGUAUUGAUGUCGGAAGUACACAGCCUGUUACGAGGAAGAUGUGUUGGUCGUGGUGUCGGGAGAUUGUGGACACGAAUCAAGACUGCCCUAAGAUGGAUACAAAAGCAAAGGCCAUGUUUCUGGAUAGGCACUGUGAUGGUCUACCAAACAUGGACUGUUUUCACUCGGAACGAACUCUGAGCAAAGAAGCUACACGUGGCUACAGUCAGUUCCAGGGAGUGUGGUAUAAGGUGUUUGAAGAGAGGAAGUCAUACACAGAUUCCCUGCAGAUGUGUAGAGAAGACGGCGGCACGCUGUCCAUGCCUAAAACUGCAGCCAUUAACGCGUUCUUGAUCAACUUCAUCACCGACACCGCAGCGGAGCCUGAUGGAGCCUACAGAUUUGGGCUGUCGGAACCUCCAGAUGAGAGCGGUGCAUGGAUGUGGGCAGAUGGAGCGAUCCUCGGCGUCUACAGCAGCUGGAUAGUCUCGGACGCAGGCAUCAAGGGCUGCGCCAGUUAUGUUAACGCAACUAAAGUUAACACGGUCGCGCAGCCUAGGUGGUCGGCUACGUGGUCUGCGUCGCCAUGCCAUACUUUGGCCAGCUUCAUUUGCCAAGUGGAAAUGACUGACUGCUUUUACGGACACGGUCACGACUACAGCGGGACGUGGGAAAUCACUGAGAGGGGGGAGAGAUGUGUGAGCUGGCAAACAGUGAAGGACGAGGUGCCACUCUUAUCAGAGUCCGUCCAUGAUAUUACAAAUGGUGAUCCUAUGACUGAGUAUAACCUGGAAGAGAACUACUGCAGGCUCCUGACCAGCCCACGAGCCGAAGUGUUUAGUGCUACAGAAAAACCGUUAUGUUUUGUACGCAACACAACAGAUCAACUGCAACCACAAUAUUGUAGUCUUCCCCGCUGUAAUAUGAUGACAGGAACAACAUGCGAAAUGAACAUAACGGGGCUGAAGGGAAGGUUUUCCAAUGAAGAAAGAUCCGACAUGCGUCUGGGACGCUGUCAGUGGAACGUCGAGGUCUCUGAAGGUUAUCAUGUAGAGCUUCAUUUUCACCCGUUUGAACUGAGCAUCGGCGAGUCCGGGUUCUGCCAGGGAGGGCGGGUACACGUCAUUGACGGUUCCUGGUCGGACGGCAAGUCUGACAUCGUUGGUACAUACUGCGGCCACGACAUGCCCGACAUCGUGUCCAGGAGCCGGCGACUGACCGUGGUUUUCUAUGGGUCAAUGCGGAAUUCCUCUGACACAUUUGUUGCUGACUAUACUGCACGGACUAAAGCUGGGCCAACUGAGUGCAAUGCCGACGGAUCCCAUUUCGUGUGCGACAAUGGCCACACCUGUAUUCCCUUCGACCAACUGUGCCAUGGUGAUGCCCACUGCUGGGAUGGCAAGGAUGCUGAAGUUUGCAGCUGUCAGACCAUUCAUAACAGCAUUAAGGAGCUGUGCCCCACCUCUGCAUACGCCACGUUCCCAAAUCAUUACAGACACGUGAACUUCGACGCUAUUCUCCAAUGGGAAAAGUUCAACACUACCAAGACACUGUCUCAGAAACGGUGUCAUGAUCAGAUUCGUGAGUUUCUGUGCUACAUGGUUGUUAGCCCGUGUUCGGGGAGCAAGUAUGCCCCCUGUCGGUCUUGGUGCGAGGAACUGAAGCUAAACUGCGAUCACGAGCCGGAGUGGUCAGCCGUAGUACCAGAAUGCUCAGCGUUUGAUGCUUCAAACCACUGUUACCCAGGGCCUAUCUCACAAGAGGAUCCAAGGACAAAGCUGUUGGUUGACAAGUUUGAGAAGGGUUCCAUAAGUCCGAACCUGCCGCCUCCAGGGGGCAACGGACUGAACAUCACCGUGGCCGCCAGCAUUGAUGACAUCAUUGACUUAGAUGAGCCUGGAGAGUCCAUCACCACAGCAGCCCGCAUAAACCUGUGUGACUGA